AUGUUCAACCUAGCUGUUGUAUUGCGCGACGGAGGGGACGGGGUGGCACAGAAUUCAGCGCGUGCUGUGGAACUGUAUGAGUACUUGAUUGAAGAGCUCGACGAUAUCCAGGCGAUGGUGCAUCUUGGAUUCCUCCUGCUGAAGGAGGGCGCAGAGAGAUUGGAGAGAAGCGUGGUUCGGGCCUUCGAAUUGUUCGGGCGUGCGAUCUGGGAAGGCCGUAGUGGCGGCACUACCUGCCAACUCGUGUUCUUGAUGAUUUGCAGUUUUAGUUUUGCAAUUGCGUGUUUUUCUUUGCUACUGCAAUGCAUGUGCUGAUGCGGCUCAGAGCGUUCCAGUUAAUGUGAGAUAGUCGUUCUCAAUUCUGCUGAAUUGAAGCAAUCACUACUGUAGCAUGUUAGAUACGGACCAUCGACUACGGGUCCGAUUAUACCGAAAGUUAUCUCCGGUUAG
Molecule: messenger RNA, 450 nt
Organism: Chondrus crispus (carragheen)
Lineage: Eukaryota; Rhodophyta; Florideophyceae; Gigartinales; Gigartinaceae
Product: Sel1-repeat containing protein
Exons: 2
Coding region: 1-315 (104 amino acids)
Molecular function (GO): protein binding
Source: RefSeq, a predicted model, not a curated record